Messenger RNA from Acaulospora colombiana, 258 nucleotides. The record is from the annotation of a GenBank genome assembly. Lineage: Eukaryota; Fungi; Glomeromycota; Glomeromycetes; Diversisporales; Acaulosporaceae.
AUGAUUAUACAAGAUAUUCAAUCUGAUAAUAGUGAUAGAAGUAGAAAUAUUCAAGAAACUGAACAAAGCAAAGACUCUUCUGCCUCAUUCACAACAACAAGAAUAGAUGAUUCAGAUAUAGAAAUGGAGGAAUUAGGCAACAGUAGCCAGACAAGACCCAGAUCCAUGAGCAUACAAAGAUAUAUUCCAGACCUGGUGUUCACACUCAAUGAAUUAGAAGAUGAACACUCUGAUACAUAUCUUGAAGAAUGGUGUAAA